UGUUACAGAACAUAUGAAGAACAUCUACAGGAGGGCUGCAAUGCCAUGAAAAGUGGAGACCUGGACACAGCAGAACAAAGCUUUGCAGCUGCGCUUAAGACCGUUCAUGUUAAAGGUCAACACAGGAAGGAGGCAGAGCCCCUGUACAAGCUGGGCGAAGUCUAUCUGAAGAGAGGAAUCCAGUCAAAGGACGGAGGCGACUUCACCAAGGCUGCAGCACUCUGUAAUGCAGCACUGGUAAGGUCAAGGAGAGAAGACAUAGGGGAAAGAAUUCAGAAAAUAACUCAAGUAUUUGUCAAGGAAGUCCUGAAGAUGGAACAGAAGGUAGACAGUGAUGAUACAGAGAAAUACAAAUUGAGUUUGAAGGCUGAUAGGGACUACGUAGAAAAAGAGAUCAAAAGAAUUGAACAAGAGGUAGAUCCAUAUAGUGUUGAUGAGAAUGACCCUAAGAUAAAAGAAGUGGAGAUGCAGAGAGUGGAAGCAAUUAAAGCAUUGUUUCAGACACUUGUUGAUCAGCGUAAAACGUUCAUAGCUGGCCUUGUAGAUGAAUGCAUGGAGGUAAUGGGUCCCCCUCCCUGUAAGUACGCAAUGAUAGGUUUGGGUUCACAAGCCACAGGGUUGGUAACUCCAUACUCUGAUCUGGAGUUUGCCAUUUUAGUAGAGGAGGAAACCGAACAUAACGAACUUCUGAAAAAUAGGGCUCAGUAA
Molecule: messenger RNA, 708 nt
Organism: Branchiostoma floridae (Florida lancelet)
Lineage: Eukaryota; Metazoa; Chordata; Leptocardii; Amphioxiformes; Branchiostomatidae
Exons: 3
Coding region: 46-708 (220 amino acids)
Molecular function (GO): protein binding
Source: RefSeq, a predicted model, not a curated record